CGAGCGUGGCGAAGACAACCCUCUACAGUCACCAGAAUGAGAUCAGGACAACACGCGCCAGGAUGAGCUUCCCAGACCCUUCCGGUGGUGGGCCCAGCAAUGCUGGUUCCAGCAACGCUUCCGGGUCCGGCUCUCACCACCCUCAAGGCCGACCGCAGUACAUGACAGUCGGCACAGGGUCAACAUCAGAGAGCGCCAAAAGACUACAAGCGCUCCUUGACGAGGACAGUGGGUAUGGAGGAAGCAUAAUGGGAGAACCUACGGAAAACGCCUGGCACCCUGGUCCACCCCAGGAUCGCUUCACACCUGCCCACACCCCCGUGCUUCACGGCGAGAGCAAUGCAGACUCCGAGCAUGAGCGAAGAGCGUUGGCCGCGCAUGUGCAUCAGCUCUUCUACAACCAGAACCGCACGGCGUUGGGCCGGGCAAUCAACCAGACGGUGGAGACGCUGAAGAGGUUGCAAGAGAUGAAUUCAAAGUGGCCCGCGCAUUACCCGACUGUCAAGCGGCCAGUUUCGCCAGAGAAGAGCGCUCCUGUACGGCCCGGCUUGGUGCACACGAAAACACUAGAGCACACGCAUGACUCUAUGCGACCGCCUUCGCGACCUGGACCACCGCAGCGGGCGACGACAUCCCUAGGGGAAAACACCACUGACGAGAUUGCUCGUGGUAGAGCACCAGCCGAUGAGCCUCGUCUCGUGACACCACAACUCGCGCAAGACUUUUCCGUCCUGAAAAUUGAGCUGAAGAUGGACGGGCUCCCGCAGUCCGAGAUUGUACAUUCGCUCGAAAAACAUUCGGUCGCCUCGCUCCUCGACAACCAAAUCAACACCAGCAUUCGCCAUCUCUUCUCCCUCCGUGACCGCAUCGAAGACACCUCCAGCAAGGUCUUGGUAACUGGCGACCUGAAUGCAGGAAAGUCUACAUUCUGUAACGCGCUUCUUCGCCGGAAGGUGUUACCAGAAGACCAACAACCCCUCACCAGCAUCUUCUGCGAAGUCCUCGACGCCAGAGAGAAUGGAGGCGUGGAAGAAGUACAUGCCAUCCCGCACGGAUCAGACUACAACCGGAAUGAUGAAAGCACCUACCAUGUCUAUGCCCUCAAACAACUCGAAGAUAUCGUCACGGACUCGGAUAGGUACGGCCAAUGCAAGAUCUACAUUCAAGACAACCGACCGGUCGAUCAGAGCCUCCUGAACAAUGGAGUAGUCGAUAUUGCGCUCAUCGAUGCCCCGGGUCUCAACAAUGACAGCCUCAAGACGACUGCCAUUUUCGCUCGACAAGAAGAGAUUGAUGUGGUCGUCUUCGUGGUCAGCGCCGCAAAUCACUUCACGCUGAGUGCGAAAGAGUUCAUCUUCAAUGCCGCUCGGGAGAAGGCGUACAUGUUCAUGGUGGUGAAUGGCUUUGAUGGUAUUCGAGACAAGCGAAGAUGCCAGGAAAUGAUCUUGAGACAGGUUGCACACUUGUCGCCGGCUACAUUCAAGGAAUCGAGUGAACUGGUGCACUUCGUUUCGAGUAACGCCAUUCCGGUAGGUCCUCCGGGCGGGCCGGGUACUGGCCCUGGCGGGAGUGGCGGGGCCGGUAGCUACUUCGAUGGCGCACACGAAGAUCCCGACAAAGAUGGAGAGGAUGAGAAUCAAGACCCAUCCGGCAAGCAUGGCGAACCUGGCUCUCCCCCACCCGGCAAAGGCAAGGGUAAGGCGAAGGAGGCGCAAGACGACUUCAACGAACUCGAGGCUUCUUUACGACGCUUCGUGCUGGAGAAACGCUCCAGGUCCAAGUUGGCGCCAGCUAAAACGUACCUCAUGAACGUCCUCGGAGACCUCAACACCCUCGCGGGUGUAAAUAAGGAAGUCGCUCAGAACGAACUCGAUCGUGUGACUGAGGAGCUGCGGAAACUGGAGCCUGCUUUCGAAGACUCGAAGAAAGCACGGACCGAAGCUGACGAGCAUGUGGCCGGCGAUAUUGAGCACACAUCUCAGGAGGUCUACACUUUGACCCGAGACACGCUCAAUUCCUCCAUUGCCCGUGUCGGCGAAGCGGACCUUGGAGUUCCCUAUCCGGGCCUGUUCCAGGCGUACAACUAUGCGGACGACCUGAAAUCAGCCAUGCUCGCUCAGAUCGCUGAGACUGUGCGCUGGUGCGAAGAACGGGCGAGAGAAAAGACUGUCCAGGGCGUCAACGGCAUCAAAUCGCUCGGCAUCCUGCAUCUGGGCGAUCAGUACACCGAGCUGACCUUCCGGAGCGAGAAGAUGUUCAAGUCGCGCAGAGAUGCAUUGGCGAGAUCGGUGGAGGUGGACACCGAGGUGUGGGACUUCUUUGACAUGAGCCUUGGGAACAUCCUUGGCGAGCGUCAGGAGAAGGUGGCCAGCACGAGCCUGGCCGUCACCGUUGCUGGAACUCUCGGAGCGAGGAUGAUCGGCGGUGUUGGAUGGCUGGAUGGGGUGCUCACUGCCACCAAGGUGGUUGGUACUCAAAAUCUCAGACGGCUGGUCUUGCCGGGUAUUGUGGUUGCUGUGGCUCUAGGCAUCUCCUACACUCUGACCCAAAUCCCGCACACUCUGCCUCGCCGUCUAGCCACCAAACUCUCCACUCAACUCAGCCAACUCGACUACACCCACACCAACGCCGUUCGCGUCUCCACCGAAGUCCGUCGCGCUCUGAAGUACCCUGCAGAUAAACUACGCGAAGGCCUGCAGCGGAACGUGGAGAAGCUGCAGGAGCAACGCAGAGAGACCGUGCGAGUGCAGGACGAGAGCGCGGUUGCGCGAAAGUAUUUUGGAAACCUCGUGCGCGAGGCGGCGGACAUCCGCAAUAGAGUGGAGCGCGUGGAUCUCGAAGGGCCAGCGCCUGGUGUUGCGGCGGCAUAUGACAUGUGAACGGGAGUUUUGUCUUGCUCUGCAGCGAUUGAGGAUACCACUUCAUUAUCUACUACCGUAUGAAAUAAUCCCUACUCAUGAAAGCGAUUGAAUGCAACGGUCACGUGUUUCGCCUGAUUAUGUCAUUUCUUACGAACUUCGCAUCCAACUCCACGUCAGAUUGCACCUUUCUACGGCG
Messenger RNA from Neohortaea acidophila, 3057 nucleotides. RefSeq lists its product as uncharacterized. The record is from RefSeq and is a predicted model, not a curated record. NCBI's taxonomy places the organism in Eukaryota, Fungi, Ascomycota, Dothideomycetes, Mycosphaerellales, Teratosphaeriaceae. Gene Ontology annotation, biological process: mitochondrial fusion. Gene Ontology annotation, cellular component: mitochondrial outer membrane. The transcript has 2 exons. Bases 63 to 2879 code for a protein of 938 amino acids. Gene Ontology annotation, molecular function: GTP binding; GTPase activity.